AUAUUGAGAUAGCUGCUUACAGGAAGUUGCUUGAGGGGGAGGAGUCUCGCUUCAAUGUGGGUGUAGGGGGAUUGGUCGGGGCUUACUCUGUUGGUCCUGUUUACUCCCGACCCAUGUUUUCACUGUCCACCCUGAGUUCUGGUGCCCCCUACCUGCUUGGAUCUCGCCUAGUUAGUGCAUCCCUCUCAGCUGAUGAGGCCAUCACAUCCAGUCAAGCUCAAGAAGCUGCUGCCAGUCCCACCAAGGAAGAAGAAGAAGAGGAGGAGGAGGAGGAGGAGGAAGAGAAAGAGGAAGAGGAGGAAGUAAAGGAAGAGGAAGCAGAAGAGGAGGAGGAAGAAGAGGAAACAAAGGAGGAAGAGGAAGGUGCUGAACAGGAAGAGGAAGAGGAAGCCGGAGCAGAGGAAGAGGAAGAAAACAAGAUGGCGUUGAUUCCUGACGCAGAGCUGAGUGACAAGGAUUCCUGGACUCAGUGUGAAACCGGAGGCGUGGCCCCGCCCAUCGCCCGCCCCACGCCCCGCCCCUCGAGAGGCAGGACCCACGAAACCGCGGCCCCGUCCUCCGGCGGAGAAACUCUUCAAGACACGGACUCCUCGGACACUUUCUCUGGACGCUAA
Molecule: messenger RNA, 614 nt
Organism: Puntigrus tetrazona (Sumatra barb)
Lineage: Eukaryota; Metazoa; Chordata; Actinopteri; Cypriniformes; Cyprinidae
Product: neurofilament light polypeptide-like
Exons: 6
Coding region: 114-614 (166 amino acids)
Source: RefSeq, a predicted model, not a curated record